GUUACUUCCACUUUUCUAGCAAUCAAUCGAAUCAAUUGCGUAGCGUCGGAUCGCACAUUCCUUCUUUCUAUCCUUCCUUCUCCCAUCAUAUUCUUUUUUCCAGUGUCGUUGUAGUUUUAAUUCGAUUUAAUUUAUUCCUUAAUACCAUAUACCAUCCACCGUCCAUCCGCCGUCCAUCCACAAUGUCGAUACCCGCCGAUCACUCUAGAGGUAGCGCAUCGCGUCCGCCCAGUAAACCACAAUCGCAGAACCCCAUUCAGAGCAUGCUCUCUCUACCGCCUCAAUGGUUGCAUAUGUAUGGCGACUUCAUCACAAAGAACGCCCAUCAAGUAUCACAAAUUGAGAGUGCCUUGCGGUCUCUAACAUACAUCAUCCCUGGUCGAUUUCGUGAUGCCGAGAUUGCUUCGGAAACCGUGCAUUCUGGUGUUCAACUACUCUCUCUCUAUCACGAUGCCGUUCUUCGAGGUGCCGUUACUAAAAUACCUGGGCUGUCUCCAAAAAUACCGAGCCCUCAUACACGAUAUACCAGAUUCUGGACAGCCAAGAGCAGAUUAUACCGGAGAAUAGCAUUGUUGUUACAGAUAGUGCAAUAUACCGAAUUGUUAUGGGAGAUGGCAGCCAAGAGGAAAGGAGAGAGAAUACGCUGGCGUGUGGUCAUCGUCUUAGAGUUUAUAAAGGCUGUCUGUCGGUUACUACUAAUGAGGGUUACCAAUUCAAGACCACUCGUCACCCCGGCUUUACCUGAACGAGAACCAAUUCCUCCAGAUGUUGACUCGAGCGACGAGGAUACCUUGAAGGAACUGAUGGGCGAGGAUACAACAGAGACAAAUGAGUCUGCUAAGGCCGUUUACGAGCGAGAAUGGACCAUGCCACGAACAGGCUCCAGUCUCCCUAGCUUACCCAAUCCUAGCGAUAUUGGCUCAUACCUAAUGGGCCGGGUUCUAACAGCAGAUGACAUCAAACCUGCGGCGAAACUCCUCAACACGUUAUCUCGCCCUGGCCAGACUGCUGAGAUCCUACACAUCCUUGCCCCCUUGGUAUACGCCAUUGCAUUAUCAAGGAGCAAGAACAAGAAAUCCUGGACGCCCUGGCUAAUUGGCAUAAGCAUGGAAUACGCGGCACGGCAGUUGCGCGAGAGAGGUCUACGCAGCACCGCUCUAGAGAACGAAGAAUGGGGUAAGAGGUAUUGGGCGGCCGGCUGGUGGACUAUGAGAGGUGCUUUCUACGAAAACUUUACGAAGAACGUUAUCGGUGGAGUACGUCGUCGCAUGCCUAGUCUUGUCUCCGGUAUACUGGAGGACUACGAAUACCUUUGGGAGAACUAUUAUUUCAGCACUAGUGCUUGAUGGAUCUGUAACGAGGACUCAACAACUUUACGGAUUUCUGCCGAGGCGAGCAGACUUGUACCAUAAGAUCACCGGGUAAUUUCCAGGACCGCAGUUGGAUUCAUGAGGAGGACAAUUCGGCAGCCCGGCCAACCCCCCCUUACU
Molecule: messenger RNA, 1490 nt
Organism: Annulohypoxylon truncatum
Lineage: Eukaryota; Fungi; Ascomycota; Sordariomycetes; Xylariales; Hypoxylaceae
Product: peroxisome membrane protein
Exons: 1
Coding region: 183-1346 (387 amino acids)
Biological process (GO): peroxisome organization
Cellular component (GO): peroxisomal membrane
Source: RefSeq, a predicted model, not a curated record